Messenger RNA from Puccinia graminis f. sp. tritici CRL 75-36-700-3, 4263 nucleotides. RefSeq lists its product as uncharacterized. Gene Ontology annotation, cellular component: telomerase holoenzyme complex. Lineage: Eukaryota; Fungi; Basidiomycota; Pucciniomycetes; Pucciniales; Pucciniaceae. Gene Ontology annotation, biological process: nuclear-transcribed mRNA catabolic process, nonsense-mediated decay. The transcript has 7 exons. Bases 124 to 4263 code for a protein of 1379 amino acids. The record is from RefSeq and is a predicted model, not a curated record. Gene Ontology annotation, molecular function: protein binding; telomerase RNA binding; telomeric repeat DNA binding.
ACCAGCCAAGAACCAAAAACCAAAAAAACCAAACCAACACUUUAAACAGCAGCAAGACACCAAUUAUCCAAGGCAUCUCCUUCGUUCCUUGCCAACCUGUACACUCAAACACACUGAACAUGAAUGAUGGCUCAACCCUCGGCCUCAUCAAGACCGACCACUACACUUGAACCUCAACCUCAACAGCAACAGCAACAGCCAACCAAUCAGCAUCAGAGCAAACCAACUCAACCCAAAACUAAACCACCCAAGGAUGGAGCGAGGACACUACUAGAUGCAGUAACCGCCUACCAGAGAAGAACGGCCAGAGCCGAACGUACCGCUGGACGCAAUCAACCGAAUGAUCUCAAUUCUUCCCCUCAGAGGCCGGCCGAUCUAACAUCGGAUACCAGAUCACGGCCUCACCCAUCCUCACGCAGGACUCAAGAUCCCCCAUCUUCUGACAGAAGGGACUACUUUGAUUCUCAACAGCAGUCUUCCCAAGCACGCUCUGGUGGAUCUCCCUUCCCAUCCAAGAAAAAUCCCUCUUCCAAUCGCAACUCACCCAGAGGACUUCCAACUCCCAAUGAAUCCAAUUCCAAGCUCUUCGAUCCCAAGCUAGAUUCUUCAUUCUCCACUUCCAAGAGAUCUUCCGACAAGAAUCGCAUCGAGAGCCGAUCCACCAAGGCCAAUAAAAAUCAACCACAGAGUAAUCAUACACUCAAACCCCCUCCUGGGACCCUAGAAGAUCAUGAGAGCUCUCAGUCCAAUCCAUCUCAAGCCUCUCAUGGAGGAUCAAAGAACCCACCACCUCAUCUCAGAGCCACCUCCACACAAGAUCGUGGAUGGAAGCAGAAAAAAACAUCUGGUCGUGGUAGUACGGCCGAGCCUCGUCAGCUAUUCGAUCCUCGGAAACAUGACCCUGUCAAGUUUGCGAGUUCCAACCGACCAAGCGAACUCUCUGCCCCCAAGAAUUCGAUCCUCACAUUCAGCAAUGGCGAUCAAGAUCCCAUCAACUCUCACACUUACCCGAUCAAGGAUGACAAUGAUGAAGAGGACAGCAAGAAUGAUUUGAUCGUCAACUUGAAACACGCCUACAAACGAAUCGUCAGUUUAGAAACUGCUCUGAAAGAUGAAGAAUGUGCGGCCAAAGCCAAAGAAGAAGAACUCCGUGCUCGAGAAAUCCGAGAAGGUCAAACUUAUCUUUCGAACCCUGCAAACACCUCAUUUGCCUCACUGCUCCGGAACCACGCUCAGCAGAAACGUCAUCAGGAAGAUUAUUGGGUCAAGUUAGCCAAACAGCAUCGAGAUCGACUCUGGCAAAUCGGAUUUCAUCAACUACUUGAGCGACUCAGACAUGCGCUACCUCUUUCAGUAAACUCAGCCUUCAACGAACAAUCUAGUCAGCUUUUACUGGAGCAUAUGACUGACUUUAUCUAUUUUGCCUAUGGAUUCUAUACGGCCUUACUCGAAGAACAAAGACUUCUACCAUUCAAGAGUGUAUGGGUUGAGCAGUUGGGUGACCUGGCUCGCUAUCGGAUGGCGGUUGCUGGCUUGACGAGUAAGUUUGCUGGACAGAACGAGGCUCAGUCGAGUUCCAGAAAAUCAGAAGUCACUACCCGAGUCUCUGAUCAGGAUGUCAAUGAUGAGCAUGACAGCGAAAGUGGACGAAAGAGAGUCAGACCCAGGGCUCGACGGCCGCACCGAUCCAGAGGGGCUGGUGAGUCCGAACCGUCCUUGUCGGGAAGCCAAUCUAGCCGGCUUGAUAUAUCAUCGCAAGAAAGUCGCAGUCAAGUUGCACCAAUAAGCCCUAAGAUUGUCCCUCCACGACCAGGAGGUAGUAUAGGACUGGCCGCCUUGGGUGAUUGGGAUUGUGAAGAACAAGAGAUCUGGAGGGCGACUGCAAAAGACUGGUAUGCUAAAGGUCUAGCCGACAAUCCUGCUACCGGGAGAUUACAUCAUCAUUUGGCUUUGUUGAGCAAGGGUGACGAAUUAAGGACCUUGUAUCACUACUGUAAAAGCUUGACAGCCGCCCAUCCUUAUCUACCAGCCAGAGAAUCAAUCCUACCGUUCUUUGAGCAAGAACACCAAGCCAGAAGAAGCAGGCCCGAAGUGUCGAUCAAUGACCUCUUUGUUCACUUGCAUGGGAUGCUGUUUACGAAGAUCCAAUUGGACGAUUUCGACUCAGAGUUGGCUCGUUUUAUGGAAAAACUCACAGAGGAUCGAUUUUUAUCCGACAAGCAUGGUCGUCGAGGAUUUGGUCGAGCAUCGGGAGAUAUCGUCGCGCAGUCUACGAUGUCAAAUGCUAGUUGGGUGAUGAUGGCAACUGUCAACAUAUGUGCUAUUUUACAGUAUGGUCUCGAAGAUGGAGUUAUUCGGGCAACCCAACAAAGCACCCAAAACCAUUCAGCCGGCGUCAAUCCGCCUGUCGAGCCGCGCAAACCUACUCGUUCAAUCAGCUCGGAAGAAGGGAUGCCAUCGAUAGGCAAUGGCGCGGACCAAUCGAACGCUGAGCAGUUUGAUGAAGAACACAAAGCGAUCAUGAUCAAGAGAACUGAAGUCAAUGAUGCUGAUGAGGAGAACGAUCCGAUCGUCUUCGUCUGGGCAGCCAAAUUCGCAUUCGAAAUCUUCAAGGAAGUCUUGCAACAGGAUCCCUCCCAAGAAGUGUGUCCCUAUCUGGCGAUCAUCUUGACCUUCCUCGGAUCCUUGUGUCAAAAUAGACGGGCAAUGAAGAAAUUGGAGAGAUUCAUCCCAUGGGAAAAUUUAGUGAUCUAUUUUAAUCAAAUCCCAUCCUCAGUCCAAGUUCGACCUCCAUCCACGCUUCCAGCCCAAGAAAGUUCUGGUUCAUCUCACUUUAGAUUGAAUGGCUCCCCGUUGCUGGAGGACUGGUGUUUGAGGGGGAUGGAUUGGGCUGGCAAAGGACUGUUUGGGAGAGGCUAUUGGAAACAGCAGAAGACCAAUGCGAGUAAUGUAUCUUUGAACGGAGAGCUCGAAGGGGGUGGUCAGGUUCACUCACGGUUGGGGAGAAUUGAUUGGGAAGGUGAAGAGCCCAGCCAACCCACUAAUACUUAUCCUCUAUCAUCGGUCGAUCGCUGGAAACGGAUCGCGAUCGUUGCUGGCUGGAUCGCCAGUUCAGUCCCCGGAAUCAAGUACGAAAACAAUGGUCGGCAUACUUUCACGAUCGCCCAAUCUUUGAAACAUAAAAUCGAUCGAUGGGAGAAUGAGGCUCGGCGUGAGGAGGACGAACGACAGUUGGCCAAAUCUAAAAAUAUGAAGGCGUAUGAUCACAUUGCUCAGUUCGAUGAAGAAAUCGAUGGCCAAAUUGACGAUGACGAUGACGAUGAAGAUGAUGACGAUCCUGAUGACAGUGAACUGGUGAAAUCAUUGAAGGCACGACGACGAGAGUUGAAGAUGAUUUUAAAUCAGACAAAGAGUGCUUCGGCUCCAGUAGUAGGCCCCAAAUCUGGAGGGCGGAAAUCGCACCCUGGGUUCCAGAAAAAUCUCCCAUCAAUCCAGUCGAAGGCGCAUGCUCGAAACAAGAACCAAUCGAAGAUCAACGUUUUGCCAGGCUAUACGACGCUAGUCUUCGAUACCAACAUCCUGAUCGGGAUGCUGACGAUUGUCAAAGAUCUCUUGGAAUCUGAACAGUUUACGAUCAUCGUCCCUUUAGUAGUCAUCACUGAAUUGGAUGGGCUAAAGAAACGUGCAAGUGAUCCUGAGUCUCAGUCCAGACGGUUAGGCGAGGAAGCACUCGAAGCCAUCAAAUACCUAGAACAGUCGAUUAAGAGUUAUUCGAAGGUCUUGAAGAUUCAAACUAGUAAGGGCAACUAUUUAAGAGACCUGUCGAUCAGGAACGAGCAGAUCAACUUUCAAGACUUUGGCGCAACAAGUAAUGAUAGUUCAGCAGGAGGAACUAAUAAGGUCAAUAACGGGUUUAUCACCACCAAUGCGGCGCGGAACUUGGACGAUGUAGUCUUGCGGGCCACGACCUGGCAAUUGGAGCACUUCUCGACCCGCCUACCGACUUCAUUGUCUAACGCGGCCUCAGGCGGGACAGAAGAUGACAAGUCCGACGAGGAGAAGACCGAGCCGGAGAAAGUCGUCCUGCUCACCCUCGACCGUAACCUUCGGCUGAAAGCCCGGGCUAGAGGAAUCCUCGCCGCUGACGAGAAACAGAUCAUCAGCCUUGUUCACUCCUUCGCUCGUCGGUCGGAGCAGACCCCAUCUCAUCGAGCACAUCGAAGCGUGAAUGGCUCAUCGUCGUCGAAGAACGUUGUCAGUUGA